AUGGAUUCCUUCAUCGCGGUCGCGGGCUGGGCUCAGCAUGCCGGUCCUCAGCCGGGCUCCAGACCCUUCGGCCAUUUCAGGUCUCUCUCUUCCAUGGCUCGAUCUCCCUCACCCAGCCCCAAGGCUGUCAAAACCACCGGCAAAGCACCUUCCGUCGCCGAUGUACCGAUAAUGUCUUCAACACCAUCCUCUCCAUCGCUGCGGCCCAUGCCAGUAUCUACCCCUGACGACGACGGCGAACUCAGCACCUUGCCCGAUCCCCGGAGCCGGGCUAUGAGCCCGGCAAGCGAGGCCGACACCUCCCAUCACCCCGAUCUGAACGACGAGGUCGCGACACUAAGCACAAAACUCAUCAAUGCGAUUAACCACCAAACCACUCUGGACGACACAUUAACCGCCACGAGACAGGAAUUGGAAAGAGCCCGCGAGCAAAUCAAGCACUUGGAGGACCAGAAUGCAUCACAACGAGAAAUGCUCGCCGGAGAUAUUUGGGUGCGCCGGAAGGUCGUCGAGGAGGAGAAAAGGAACAUCCUGGUCCGCGUCCACCAGGAAAGGAAGUUGCGAGAAGACAUUGAAAAGGAAAAGAAGAAGAUCGAGCAGGAGCUGGAAAAUCUCACUACGGCGCUGUUCGAGGAGGCCAACAACAUGGUCAUCUCAGCUAAGGAAGAAGCUCGGCUGGAGCAGGAAGCCUUGCAAAAGAAAAACGACAACCUGAGGUCUCAGAUAGGCGAUAUGGAGACCCUACUGACCUCCCAACAACAACAGCUCGCCGAUCUCAAACACGUCAUGGAGCAGAUGGCGCUUGAGAGAGAAGAUUCUACCACCGGAACCGCACCGUCUUCUCCUGGCUUUAGCAAACCCGAGUUCAAGGACGACGAACGCUCCGAAGCCGCCCCGUCACCCCUUUUGGACCCGGCCUCGCCAACAUACCCACUCAGUCUCACUCAUCUCAUACAACCAGUCCUGCGAACAGACCUGGGCUCAUAUGAGGAUUUUGUCGCUCUCACCCGCACCUCCCGCAACCGCGCCGGCAGCCGCGUUUCUUCGGGCUCUCUUACUGGUCUCAGUGGCUUAGGCCUCGGCAUGGGCGGAAGCACCUCGAGCGCACACCCUUCCAACGCCUCAACGGCCUCGCUCUCAACUGCUGGAACUCCUGCGUCGUCGUCGCCGCAAACACCUAACACCCCCGCGUCAGUGUCUAGCACGGCUUCAUCCAACGUUGGACCACCGCUACCCGCACUGAAGGAGACGAAGUUCUUCAAGCGCGUCGUGGCAGAGGACGUAGAGCCCACACUUCGAUUGGAUAUUGCUCCCGGUCUCUCCUGGCUCGCUCGCCGAAGCGUUCUGAAUGCCAUGAGCGACGGAUCCAUCGUUGUCGAGCCUAUUCCUGCAAAUGCACCUUUUGCGUCUAUCGUUAAGCCGCAAUUCUAUCCCUGCUCACUGUGCGGUGACUCGCGUAAGGACGAGGAGCACCUGCGAACUUAUCGUUUCCGGACGAGCGAGUCAGAUUCAGCACAGCGGUACCCCCUUUGCAAAUACUGCCUAGGACGCGUGAGAUCCACCUGCGACUUCCUGAAUUUCUUGCGCAUCCUGAAGGAUGGCCACUGGCGUGCGGAUGACGAGGACGCGGAGAAGGCGGCUUGGGAGGAAAGUGUUCGCCUUCGGGAGCAGAUGUUCUGGUCUCGUAUCGGCGGUGGAGUCGUCCCCGCUAGCCAUUCCGUGGCGCCGGGACUAGAGAAGAGUCCUCGGCCGAGUCACGACGGCGAUGCCAACGAUGUUCAAGAGGUUUCUUCAGAAAAGGAAGAGGCAGAACCAGCUGCAACAAUUCCGGAGGUCUUGGAGACGCUCAAUGAAAACGAGACUACGUCGGAUGAUACGGAGACGCCGAAGGACCUCGCAGCCCCGCUUGCCAGGCCCGAGACCCCGAGUCCAAGUAUCCGCAACUCAACACAGAGCCUGUCUCCAGAAAAGGCUGCUGGUGAAGAGAAGGAUGGGGAGAAGCGUCUGUCUCUGAGCAUUCCCAACAACCAGGAAAAGCCUGCAGCCACUGCAACCGACUAA
This is a messenger RNA of Colletotrichum karsti, 2061 nucleotides long. Its product is annotated as gdp gtp exchange factor. The record is from RefSeq and is a predicted model, not a curated record. Gene Ontology annotation, cellular component: cell tip; Golgi to plasma membrane transport vesicle. Gene Ontology annotation, molecular function: guanyl-nucleotide exchange factor activity. Gene Ontology annotation, biological process: exocytosis. The transcript has a single exon. NCBI's taxonomy places the organism in Eukaryota, Fungi, Ascomycota, Sordariomycetes, Glomerellales, Glomerellaceae. Bases 1 to 2061 code for a protein of 686 amino acids.